AUGGAGGGGUUCCAGUGGAGCAGGCCCGUCUCCUUGCUCCUGUAUGCCGUCUUCUUCCUGGCGGCGGCGGCCGUGUCGGAGGCCAACAUCGGCGAGUUCGACGAGUACUGGCAGCGGCGCCAGCUGGAGGCCAGAGCCCGCGCGGAGGCCGCCUACCAUCCCAACCCCAUCGAGGUCGCCAACAGCCUGAACCGCGCCGUCCACAGAGCCGUUCGGGAGGAGAGCGGGUCGAGGAGGAAGUUGCUGGGACUGCACAAGAAGUUCGCUGGGCCGUGCACGGCGACGAACCCGAUCGACCGGUGCUGGCGGUGCCGCGACGACUGGGCGACGGACCGGAUGCGUCUGGCGCGGUGCGCGCAGGGGUUCGGGAGGCAUGCCACGGGCGGGCUGGGCGGGAAGAUCUACAUCGUCACGGACGGCGACGACGACGACGUGCUGGAGCCGCGGCCGGGCACGCUCCGGUGGGCCGUGAUCCAGAAUGAGCCCCUGUGGAUCAUCUUCGCCAGGCCCAUGCUGAUCAAGCUCAAGGAGGAGCUGUUGGUCGGCAGCAACAAGACCAUCGACGGGCGCGGCGUGCAGCUGCGCAUCGCCGAUGGCGCGCAGGUGACCGUGCAGUAUGCGCACAACGUGAUCAUCCACAACAUCCACGUCAACGACCUCAUCGUGGGCAAGGGCGGCAGGAUCCGGGACUCGCCGCAGCACGCCGGGUUCCGCACCCAGUCCGACGGCGACGGCGUGAGCGUCUUCGGCUCCACCGACGUGUGGCUCGACCACCUCUCCCUCGCCACCUGCCAGGACGGCCUCAUCGACGUCAUCGACCAGUCCACCGGCGUCACCAUCUCCAACUGCCACCUCACAAACCACAACGACGUCAUGCUCUUCGGCUCCAGCGACAGCAACCCCAAGGACGAGAUCAUGCAGAUCACCGUCGCCUUCAACCACUUCGGAAGAGGGCUCGUGCAGAGAAUGCCAAGGUGCCGAUGGGGAUUCUUCCACGUGGUGAACAACGACUACACCCACUGGCUCAUGUACGCCAUCGGCGGCAGCAAGAACCCGACCAUCAUCAGCCAGGGGAACCGCUACAUCGCGCCGCCGAACCUGGCGGCGAAGCUGAUCACGAAGCGGCUGUACGCGGAGGAGUCGGAGUGGAAGAACUGGGUGUGGCACUCGGAGGGGGACCUGAUGCUCAACGACGCCGUCUUCACCGACAGCGGCGGCCCCAACCAGAGGAAGUUCGAGAAGGACGACCUCAUCCCGCCCAAGCCGGGAUCCCUCAACUACAACACCACUGAGCCACUUACUCGAACGAAUUAUGUCCUUUGGAAAGCCCAAGCAAGAUCCCAAAUAAUGGGCGUCGGCUUGUACAACUACAUCGACAACACCAUUGAGGAGCCUCGCAAGAUCAUCACCACCAAAGACAAAGACGGCAAGGACCAGCGAUACGAACUGACAAAACCACACUCAAUCAGAUGCUCCACUGACCCAAUCCUCAAACCAGGUAACCACAUCGAGAUACCUAAAAUCAAUGGUUCACAUGUGUUGGACUUGUGGAUUGAUGUUGGGCUGUCCACACACCUCCAUGUGGAGGGACUUGGAGCAACAGUUGUUCGGCUUUAA
This is a messenger RNA of Triticum turgidum subsp. durum (durum wheat), 1617 nucleotides long. Lineage: Eukaryota; Viridiplantae; Streptophyta; Magnoliopsida; Poales; Poaceae. The record is from the annotation of a GenBank genome assembly.